CCAUUAAGACACCCAGGUCUGUGUGGGAUGCGGGGGACAGUUUGCUGUUUGUUCAUAAUAGCACUCCUAAUCGUCCUUCCCUUGUUUUGGUAUGAAAUGCAGACUGCAAAGAACCACACUAGAAAUAAAAAAUCGCUGACAUCCUCAUUUCAACCACUGACUCUCCAGUUCACUGAAGGAAAGGAUAGUAGCGUACAGUUCGACCUGUGUAACAUAGUAAGCUGUAAAGAAAAUCAGAAAGAACAUACAGGGUCGGUCGUUUAUAUUUGUGAAAUGGGGACACGUAACGCAGGUGACUAUGAAACAAAGUGUGGAUCUUGGAGUUAUGUAAUAACAAACACAGGAAGUAGUUGGGGCUAUCAGCCACAGAGAGCCAGUAAAAGAUCAGACCCCCUCCAACAGAGACUGACCUUAAUAAAAGGGUAUGACCAAUCUUCAUGUGGCAAGGACAGCUGUAAUCCCUUAAUCUUGACACUCAAAAGACCACAAGAUGCAGACACCAGCAAGUACGUAUUGGGCGCCUAUGAGUCAGGGAAAAAUCUUCUGGGACAUUUUGUCAUAACAGUAAUAAAGACACAGCAUAACACAAUCACAGCAUCAUCAGUAAUCACACAAACUAUCAUGCCUCAGGGUGAAACUUCUCAUUAGCACAAUAUUUGACUAACCUGACCUAUGAAGAUAAAGUUGCUCUUGAGACAGGUUUUGCGGAAAAGAAUGAAUGGCUAAAAUGGAUGACAUAUACUACCGAGCAAAGUGGCCAAUCUGAUUGCAUUGCCUGUGCCAGAGCGAGACCCCAGCUGGCUACUACCCCGUUUCAGUUAAAUAAUAAGAAUGACCCUAAGGGUCUCCAAUGCGUUUUGCAAUUAUUUGGCAACACUUCAGCUGCUGAGGACUGUAAAACAUUGUCCUUACUGUUUCCCCCAGUCCAAAAAGCAAGCCCACCUCCCUCAGUAACUACUUAUAAAGGUAAUUACACCUGUUUUGAUAGAUCAGGCCAAGGACAUAGACAAGGACCAUUACCUGAAACUUACUGUCAACACUCCAUCGACAUCACCUCCGACUAUGGGGACUAUUCAGCUUCCUGGUUUCUGAACCAUAUAACCAUGAGAGCAGACCUCUGGUGGUUGUGUGGAGAUAUGACACUAAGACCAAAGGUACCAAAGAAGUGGCGGGGUAGUUGCGCUUUAGUGCAGCUUGUAAUGCCAUUUUUCAUGUUCUCUACAGGUGAUUACGGCCAACUGGGUACUAGACUGAAAGAAGAAGGAACAUUGCGACACAAACGUUCAGUCCCAGGAGGCUCCUUCGACAAUAGAGUGUACAUUGACAGCAUUGGGGUGCCCAGAGGGGUACCUGAUGAGUUUAAGGCUAGGAAUCAAAUCACUGGAGGGUUGGAGUCACUUUUGUUCUGGUGGUCUACAGUAAAUAAGAAUGUGGAUUGGAUUAACUAUAUCUAUUACAAUCAGCAGCACUUUGUUAAUUAUACCAGGGAUGCAGUAAAAGGGAUAGCAGAACAACUGGGUCCUACUUCUCUCACAGCAUGGCAAAACAGGAUGGCACUAGAUAUGUUAUUGGCCGAAAAAGGAGGUGUAUGCAAAAUGUUUGGAACUUUCUGUUGUACAUUUAUCCCAAAUAACACGUCUCCAGAUGGCAGCAUCACCAAAGCCCUGGCGAGGCUGACUUCUCUGUCUGAAGAGCUGGCAGAGAAUUCGGGCAUCAAGCAUCCAUUCAGUGACUUCCUAGACUCCUGGUUUGGCAGCCCUGACAUGGAGAAUCUGGAGGGGAACUGAAAGACUGCAGCAAAGACAAUGUGAAAGAGGACUAUGCUGGGUAAGUGAUGAAGAUCUGUGUCCUACAUAGAUGUGCAGCACAUGAAGGCCCGUGUGUCCAUCGUCAUCGAGGGAACUGAAGUUAUUGACAAUUGUACGUGUGGCAAAAGCUUGCAUCCUGCUAAUGGGCUUGAUCUAUGCCAUUACCCUGAGAUACCCAGAAAAGUUGAAAUACACUUUUGAAGUGUUUCAAAAGCUCUUUCUUGAGUUGCCGUUCAGAGAAAAUACUUUCUAUCAUGGUGGAUAGCAAGGGGAAAAUUGUAAAAGAAGAACGAUUAACAUGAGCCCACUUUGGCAAUCAUUAUCAUAGCAAUAUACAACAUGCAGUUUUACAAACUGGUUGUGGAAGCAUUGAAUAUUGGGUGGUGAUAACAAAUAGUCCCAAUUUGUCGACACGGUUUUUGCUAUGUACUUUGAGUUUUAUAUUUAUUUUUGAGUUUUCUCAAUUUGAAGCAUCUUUUCCAAAUGCAACGCAUGUGUCAAAUUGAAGAUGUUUUCUUCGUUUGCUUGUUCUCUUAAAUUGCAGUGCGUUAAGCUGUCUGGGCCACUGUAGAUGUCCUACAUGUUAUGUAUUCAUUCUAUAUGAUUCUUUUAGAAUGUAAUUUGCGAGUGAUUGCACUUUGCACUGAUUGGACAUUUUAUCUGAUGUUCUCAUGUUGCUCACCGUAAAUGUUCUCCUCAAGCAGUAACUGUUUUUUAAAACCUCUGAGAUAGAAGGAUCAGGAAGGGAGAGGAAGUUUUAUAUUUAUAUAUAUAUUACUGCUGUCAACAUUAACCCGUUAAUCUUUGCGUUAAUUGUGAACUAUUUAACGCAUUAAAAAAAUGUAAGGCCAUUUACGCAUUUUGUUUACUUCCUGUGGUGGCUGACGACGUGUGCCGCAUAACCGUUAACCAUUAGCCAUCCUGGC
This is a messenger RNA of Scophthalmus maximus (turbot), 2734 nucleotides long. RefSeq lists its product as uncharacterized. The coding region runs from base 732 to 1787 and encodes 351 amino acids. The record is from RefSeq and is a predicted model, not a curated record. The transcript is spliced from 3 exons. Lineage: Eukaryota; Metazoa; Chordata; Actinopteri; Pleuronectiformes; Scophthalmidae.